Dipodomys ordii (Ord's kangaroo rat) is the source of this 723-nucleotide messenger RNA. It is a transcript of the gene Nkx6-2, whose product is annotated as NK6 homeobox 2. Lineage: Eukaryota; Metazoa; Chordata; Mammalia; Rodentia; Heteromyidae. Gene Ontology annotation, molecular function: DNA binding. The transcript has 3 exons. The record is from RefSeq and is a predicted model, not a curated record. Bases 1 to 723 code for a protein of 240 amino acids.
AUGGGGUCCCGGGGUGAGGCCAUGGCCAAGGGCCAGCCACGCGAGCCUGAGCCCCGUGUCCGCGCUGGAGGCGGCCUGGGCGGCCGAGCCCCUCACCCCACCAAGCUGGGGUCAGGCCCCCGGCGGCCCGGCGGGGCCACUAGAGGGCGCCGGGAAGCCCCCACCCCACCCGACCCCCUUUUGCUGGGAAGCUGGCCCCGAUCUGGGGGCCGGCCUUCCCGGGGCAGCCGCGCCCGGGCCUCCUCCCAGCACCAGCCCAAGGGGCGGCCGACUGAGCCCGGCCAUGGACCCCUGUGCGCCCUGAUCGAGACCGGCCCGGGGGUUGCCGGCGGGGGCUCUGUGAGCCCUGAUCGCGAUUGGCCCGGGGGCCCCAUGCGCCCUGAUCGCUCCCCCGGCUCGCCAGCGGAGGCUGGGCGCGCCCUGAUCGCGCCCGACCCGGAGGCCCCGUGCGCCCUAACCACGCCGGGCUUGGAGGUGUGGUUCCAGAACCGCCGGACCAAGUGGCGCAAGCGGCACGCAGCGGAGAUGGCUUCGGCCAAGAAGAAGCAGGACUCGGACGCGGAGAGGCUGAAGGUGGGCGGCUCGGACGCCGAGGACGACGACGAGUACAACCGGCCCCUGGACCCCAACUCGGACGACGAGAAGAUCGCGCGGCUGCUCAAGAAGCACAAGCCCGCGAGCCUGGCGCUGGUCAGCCCGUGCGGCGCGGGCGACGCGGUGUAG